This is a messenger RNA of Penicillium waksmanii, 309 nucleotides long. RefSeq names its product putative quinol monooxygenase. Lineage: Eukaryota; Fungi; Ascomycota; Eurotiomycetes; Eurotiales; Aspergillaceae. The coding region runs from base 1 to 309 and encodes 102 amino acids. The transcript has 2 exons. The record is from RefSeq and is a predicted model, not a curated record.
AUGGUUUACACAAUCGUCGUCCACAUGCGCGCAAAGUCCGACCAGGAGUCCAUCUCCAAGCUCCACGCCAAGCUUCUCGAGGCCUCCGCCGUCUACUCCCAGGACAAGGAGACUCUAUCCUGGUUCGUGAUGCAGUCUGUCCACGACCCGCAGGACUUUACCAUCGUCGAGCGAUACCUCCAGGAGUCUUCGCAGCAGUACCAUCUGAACAACCCCUACUGGAAGACUUUCGACCCUUAUGUUAUUCCCCUCCUGGAGAAGGAUAUGGAUCUGCGUCGGUUUGAGGAGCUGGUUCCUUCUUCCAAAUAG